GGCUGGCCACUUCAGUAGCUAUGACAACCACCACUUCCGGUCCGUGCCUCUUUACGGCCCACCUCAGCUCUGCCCGCGCGAAAUUUGUAUCUGCCUGUAGCCAACUGCUCUUGAGGGAGGGCUGCGGAGUAGAGGAGGAAGACAUCCUAGAGCUGGGAACCCUCACAUUUAGGGCCUCAGUUCCGCACUUCCGGUGGCCGGAGGUAGAGGGAGGAAACGGGCCCGAGGCGGCGUCGACUGCCGCGCGCAAGACAGAAGAUCCUGCUCCCCGGCUCCAAAGGCCACCACUAUGCCGGCCUGCUGCGUGGCCGCCCACUGCGGCAACACCACCAAGUCCAGGAAGUCUCUGUUCCGCUUCCCCAAGGACCAGACCGUGCGGCUGCUGUGGGACCGCUUCGUGCGGGGUCGCCGCGCCGACUGCACCUACGACGGAAGAGGAGGGAGACCAAGCGGGCGACCCUGAAAAGCGAGGGAAGCCGCAGGCAGUCAGGCAUUCAGAGGCCGUCCCGCGUCCGGAGUCCUAUGCACUCCUCCGAGCCAGGAAGAUGGCUGCGGCUUCACAGAUUACAUGUGAAAAUGAAGUUAUACAAACACAAGUCCAUGCUGAUAGUCGAUCUAAUGAUGUAACUUCAGUACCUACUCACUGUAAAGAAGGCCCAGUGCAUAAAAGUGCACAAAUUUCUCUGAAAAGGCCCCCUCACUGUAGUGUGGGUAUUCAGGCCAAAGUGAAAGUGUUUGGGAAACAGCUGUGUAAUGCAGCUACUCAGACUGAUGAAUUAUGGUCUAGAACUUCUUCUGUUUUUGACAUUUGCUCCAGUGACUCAGAAACAGAUUCAGACUGGGAUAUCAAGAGUGAACAGAGUGAAUUGUCUUAUGUAGCUGUGCAAGUGAAAGAAGAGACCUAUUAAAAGCACACCAAACGAUUUGAUGUGCUAUAGGUUUUCAAAUCUUGGCUCACAUAAUUAUCUCUUUGCUCUUGCAAAUCUUUCACUUCAAGAUAGUUUGACAGUUGAGUAUCAACAAAAUUUGUUUAGCUCUAAGGCAAAAUUUUACCUGACUGCCAAGAUAAUGAAAAUAAUCCUGCCUACAACUCUCACCCCUUCCUUUCACCUUUUUUUUUUUUUAAUCUUUUUAGUGGAAAUCAGGCUAUAAAAUAAAAUCGCAAUAGCAACAUUCCCAGAAGAAGAUUAAGCUUUGAAUAUUGAAGCUUAGUUCAGAAGCAACACUCAAAUAGGUCUUAUUUGACAUUCAUGAGUUAGAAUGUCAUUCUUCUAAAUAAUUUGAAGAUAAAGAGCAAUAAUAGUGAGCACAACUAAGUCUGAUACUAUUAAAUGAUUUGGGUAAAGCCAGGACAUUUACCCUUGAUUAUUGUCUAUUUUAUUUAUUUAUUAGUUUGUCCAUUUAUAAUACUAUUAGAUCUAUGGAUCAUCCCUAUGAGCAUUUCUAGUGAAGUAAUGGCUUUUAUAGAAAAUGUUCAAGGGGAAUCAAUUUAAAUAUAAUUUCAUAUACUUAGAUUACCUUGUUAAUGAAAUCUAUUUGCAUUAGUUCCUAUUAUAACAAAUUAGCUUGAUUAAUUCAGAUUGAAAUUGUUAACAUGCAAAAAAAAGUAUUAUAUUUCUAAUACUUUUAUAUCCCCAUUUUAAGAAUUAGGUUUUCCUCUAUCAGUACCACUCUACUGAAUUCUACAUUUGGGAAAUAAGCAUGUGAAACUCAGUUGACCCAUCUGCUCUUCACCAGGAAACUUUCUAUGGCAAUUUUUACCAUGAAGUAAUUUGUAAAAAUGGUUUCUGAGAAACUUAUAAUUAUAACUCUGGUCUUCUAUGGAAAAUAAUAAAAAUAAAUGUCCAUUUUACACCUCACAUGUCUUGUUAGUUCUGCAUGGUUGGAAGAACCUGCAUGCAUUUUAUCCUCGAAGGUUUAAAUAAUACACCAAAGUGAUUUCCUUCCAAAGCUAAUUUCAUGUCUGACUUCAUUUUAAUACAAAUAAUAAUAAAAUAAACAAAAUAUUAAUAGAA
This is a messenger RNA of Pteropus alecto (black flying fox), 2015 nucleotides long. RefSeq names its product THAP domain containing 10 (gene THAP10). Gene Ontology annotation, molecular function: sequence-specific DNA binding. The record is from RefSeq and is a predicted model, not a curated record. The transcript has 4 exons. The coding region runs from base 21 to 908 and encodes 295 amino acids. NCBI's taxonomy places the organism in Eukaryota, Metazoa, Chordata, Mammalia, Chiroptera, Pteropodidae.